GUUCUCGCUUGCUAUAUACUGUCGAAACCUUGAAGCUUGAAGUCUGGGAACUAUGGAACGCGUCAAACAGCUGGCUUCGCAUAUUGUUGGGUCGUCUUCUGGUGGUUUGGCUGCUCUUGAGCGUAAGAGCCCGGACGAUGUCGUGGUCACGAUGGCUAUAAGGUCGCCUAUGUGCAAGGCGAAGAAGGGAGGCUUCAAGGAUAUGAGGAGCGAUGAACUGUUGACGGAGAUGUUUAAGCAAGCUGUAGCACACAGCAAGGUCAAUCCGGCCGUCAUUGGAGAUAUCUGCGUUGGGACUGUUCUCCCGCAUGGCCCAACAUACGAAGCACGCACCGCCGCACUUGCAGCAGGCAUCCCAGAAUCUGUACCCGUCCAAACCAUCAACCGGUUCUGCUCUUCUGGACUUAUGGCCGUGACGACUAUCGCAAACCAAAUACGAGCGGGUCAGAUUGAAGUCGGGCUUGCGAUUGGGGUCGAGAGCAUGACUGCGAACCCUGACUCGGGACCAUCUGCCGGAAGUUGCGAGAUCAGCGCACACCAGAGUGCGUCGGAUGCACUGAAGCCUAUGGGCUGGACGAGCGAGAACGUCGCUGGCGAUUUCAACAUCUCGCGUCAAGACAUGGACGAUUUCGCCGCACGAUCCUUCCAACGCGCCGAACGCGCGGCCAAGGCAGGCUACUUCGCGAACGAGAUCGUUCCGUUCAAUGCGCUGGUCAAGAACCCUAGCACGGGCGAACGCGAGAAGGUCGUCAUUUCUGCAGACGACGGUAUCCGUCCGGGGACGACGAAGGAGGGGUUGGGUAAGAUCAAGGCUGCGUUCCCGCAGUGGGCUCCCGGAAAUACGACGGGUGGGAAUGCUAGUCAGAUUACGGACGGGGCGGCGGCGGUGUUGUUGAUGACGAGGAGGAAGGCGGAGGAGUUGGGUGUGCAGAUUGUGGCGAAGUACUGCACGACGGCUGUGGCAGGAUUGGCGCCGCGGAUUAUGGGUAUUGGGCCGAGUGUGGCGAUCCCAAUGGUGCUGGAGAACGCCGGCAUCACGAAGGACGACGUUGAUCUCUUUGAGAUUAACGAGGCUUUUGCGUCGAUGUAUGUGUACUGUGUACGCAAGCUUGGGUUGGACCCAGAAAAGGUGAACGUGAACGGCGGUGCCAUCGCACUCGGACAUCCAUUAGGCUGUACAGGAGCACGACAGGUGGCGACGGGACUGAACGAGUUGAGGCGGCGGGGAGGCAAGGUGCUGGUGACCUCGAUGUGCAUUGGAACUGGGAUGGGAGCUGCUGGUGUGUUCGUUGCCGAGUAGAUAGAUAUCUGUUUGAGCACAUUUUUUCCGUGUAUUUAUAGUGUGUGGCCAUGCGAGGUUGAAAUGUUGAAAC
Molecule: messenger RNA, 1373 nt
Organism: Stereum hirsutum FP-91666 SS1
Lineage: Eukaryota; Fungi; Basidiomycota; Agaricomycetes; Russulales; Stereaceae
Product: thiolase
Exons: 7
Coding region: 53-1300 (415 amino acids)
Biological process (GO): fatty acid beta-oxidation; phenylacetate catabolic process
Cellular component (GO): peroxisome
Molecular function (GO): acetyl-CoA C-acyltransferase activity
Source: RefSeq, a predicted model, not a curated record